ACCAUUGCUGAAUGAAUUGCUGAAUGGUCUUCUAUCUUCUCCACCUUUACCACAGGCGAUGUGGGCUGCUGUUCCGCUACGGGUAGAAGUAUUCGGUAGUACCAUAAUGUAGGUUCGUAGUGUGAUCCUUUUCUUUGGGCGUCCAAUGCUUUUUUCAGUUCCUUACGAAAAGUCGUUCUAUAACAAUUAAUUUUUUUUAAAACGAAUUCUUUGUUCGCCAUUGGUUCGAUUUGACGACACAUUUCUGCUAACUUGUAAUAACACUCGUCUCUUUUUUCACGAUUUCCGUAAUCUGGACAUCGAACUUGCCACAAGCACGGCAUCGACAUAUACGCUUCCAAAAAAUCUCUCCAUACGCGCCGAUACUGCGGGACCGCUGCCAUUCCGAUGAAGUUAAAAAAUCACAGUUUCACAGUGAUCCAAACAAGCUCGUGGACUGCGCGUUCUAUCUCCACUGUUUAGUUUACCAAACCGUCAUCUCGAUUCCUACCACCGCGCCACCUUGCCAAGCUUUUUUUAUCUUCAACACAACCGAGCCAUGCAUGAUAACCGCGUCGCCAUUCCUCGCACCGGGGUACUUGAGAGAGGCUUGACAAGCUAUUGCUUUGUUGCCAUGCGCUUCCACGCAGUUGCCAAAUGGUCGUCGCAAGGACUCGAGAAGCGGCGGGCGAGGGGAAGGAGUGGCAGAGGUGAUUGCAUGGACAAAAUCGCUCUUUCCGCCUGCAUUGCGGAGGAUUGUGUGUUUAGGAGUGCUUUGAGGUAUUACAGUCUGAUGCUAUUUCGAGUCACUGUCAAACUGAAGACGUGCAUGUGUCGAAUCGAAUGUAGCAGCGUUAUUGUGAAAGAUAAUGCAUAUGUCAACAGCGCAUGCAUUUAAGAGAAGCAAAAGCAACUCAUGAACUAGUGUGUAGUGAGCGAGUGAUCGAAUUGAGUUCUAAAAAUUAGUUCCAAGUUGUAAAUCACACGUUAUAUUCAUGCUGUUUAUUUGUGUGAUUACCCGGUGUACAAUCUGUCAAAUAUUUCAUUUGAAAUGUUAUUAGUAGUGAGAAUAUAAUAUGUUGGAGAUUGUGGUGUAGUGACCUGCAUUGAACUAGUCUAUUUUACAAGGAUUAAUUUCGAGAAACAUGUCUAAAGCACAAGAAGCUUUACCCCCCAGCUAUGAGGAAGCCGUACAUGGAACAGUCGGAACUUUCGCUGGUGCUUCAGCUCCGAUUCUGCCUAGCCCAGAACAUGCACCACUUGUGCAGGGUGCAGUCACACCAAUGCCUCCAGUUGCUACAGAGUAUUCUGGACAUAUAAGUGUCGCAAUGCCUGGUAUCGUACCAGUUCCCCCUAUGGCUGUACCGACUGUACCGUCUCCUCAACCUCCACUACCUCAGGGUCAAAUGCCCAUGUAUCCCAUUCAGCAACCAGCAGCACCUGCAACUACAGGCAAGUUGGUUUCUUAUCUAUAUGUGUUGUAUGUUUCACCUCCACCGGUUGGACCAAAGCCGUGCACGCUAACCUGUCCUGUUUGUCACCAAAAAGUUCGCACUACUACUACUGUUACAAAUGCAGGCUCAGCUCAUGCCAUUUGCAUUCUUAUGUGUCUUUUGGGGAGUUUUGCUCUACUUCCUGUUCUUUCCUAG
Molecule: messenger RNA, 1628 nt
Organism: Gryllus bimaculatus (two-spotted cricket)
Lineage: Eukaryota; Metazoa; Arthropoda; Insecta; Orthoptera; Gryllidae
Source: the annotation of a GenBank genome assembly